This is a messenger RNA of Polistes canadensis, 2063 nucleotides long. It is a transcript of the gene Nt5a, whose product is annotated as U7 snRNA-associated Sm-like protein LSm10. The transcript has 2 exons. Gene Ontology annotation, molecular function: histone pre-mRNA DCP binding; 5'-nucleotidase activity; U7 snRNA binding. The record is from RefSeq and is a predicted model, not a curated record. Gene Ontology annotation, cellular component: cytoplasmic U snRNP body; nuclear body. Gene Ontology annotation, biological process: mRNA 3'-end processing by stem-loop binding and cleavage. NCBI's taxonomy places the organism in Eukaryota, Metazoa, Arthropoda, Insecta, Hymenoptera, Vespidae. Bases 89 to 1393 code for a protein of 434 amino acids.
GCAAAAUUUAUUUUGUUUCAUUGUUAAAGAUUUUUAUUAUAUUAAAUGUGCUUCAUUUAAAACGUUUAAUUCUGUGUCUAAAGCAAAUAUGAGUGUGUUCAAAAUAUCUGAUUAUGACUGUAUCGGUUUUGAUUUGGAUAACACUCUUUUAAAAUAUAAAAUAACGAAUCUAGUGCAUUUGGAAUAUGAAAUAUUAGCUAAUUACUUAGUGAGAGAAAAAGGAUAUAAUAAAAGAUAUUUAUUAAAUCCAUUAAACGACAAGGAUUUUGAUUUUAUGCAGAAGGGCUUAUUUCUAGACUUUGAUAGAGGAAAUAUACUUAGAAUAAGUCCAGAUGGUAAAAUUCAGAGAGCCUGUCAUGGUACUAAAUUAAUGAGUAUAGAACAAAUUAAAAAAAUAUAUCCUGAACAACGAUGGGACAUAAUGGAUAUAUUUUCCAACGAUAUGCUUGCUACUUGGAAUGAACCAUUGUCUAUGAAAAUGCGAGCUCUGUUAGAUUAUUUUGAUAUUCCAUGUUCUCUUAUUUUUGCUAGAGCAGUAGAUGCGUUAGAUGAAGAAAAUGGUAAACCAUUAGAUGUAUAUAAUAUAUGGCCUGAUAUGUUAAACGGUUUAAUUUGGAUGUAUGAUACUAAACAGUUUGAAUUAGACGAAGGGGAAUUUUUUCCUGCAUUAAAAAAAAAUCCAGAAAAAUAUUUACAUAAAUGCAACCCCGAUACGAUAUCCUGGAUUCAGGAAAUGAAAAAGGAUAAAAUAACUUUCUUGAUUACUGGAUCGUAUAUUGAUUUUGUAAAGCUAACUGCAACUUAUGCUCUUGGGGAGAAUUGGAGAUCUUUGUUUGAUAUUGUUAUUUGUUAUGCUAAAAAACCAGGAUUUUUUAUAAAAGAACAACCCUUUAUGACUAUAGCUAAUAGUAAGGAAAUUGAUAUUAUAUCAUGCGAUGAAUUAGUAAGAGGCAGUAUAUACAGGUAUGGCAAUUGGAACGGUCUUUUAAAGUUUUUUAGUAGAAUAUCAGGCAAACAAAAUCCACGUUGCAUAUAUAUUGGAGAUAAUCUUAUACAAGAUGUUUAUGUACCAAAAGAAUAUGCUAAUUGUGAUACGAUAGCACUCGUAGAAGAACAAAUGUCUGAAGGCAUGAUUCAUCAAUUUUUAUCACAUCCGGAUGACAAAAUCUUAAAUUCAACAAUUUGGGGAUCUUAUUUUUGUUUAAAAGAUACAGCACUUAAUGUCGAUUCCUUUUGGGGUCACAUAAUUAAAAAUUAUUCAAAAAUAUGCAUACCUAAUUUAGAUUUGAUUACAAAAAAAGAUGCUCCAAAGUCUUUUACACAUUUUAAUAAAGAUAAGAAAGAUUAUAGUGGGUACUAUCCUGCUUUACCAUUAAGUAUAUCAAUUUCAUAAUCUACCCAAUAUAAUAUUUGGAUAAUUUGCAAAUUUAAUAAUAAUAGGUGCGGAUUAUACCAGCUAUCAAGGAUCAAUUACAACAAUUAAGUCAACGCAUAAGUAAAAAGAAAGAUGCAAAACGAACUUAUAAAGAAAAACGUGCACAAUUAAGACAACAGGAAGGAAUUCUUGCAGUACAAAGUAUCUUAGAAAAGAAAAAAGCAAUGGAGUCUACAAAUAGCGAAGAUGAAUAACAUAUUUUAGAAUUAUUUCUAGCUUUUAUGACUAUUAUAAUUAAUUAUUUACUAUUUAUACAGUACACAUAUUCUUUAAACAUGCAAACAAACAUGUUUAAUUUAUGAAUGUAUUUAUAUUUUUUAUUUCACUUAUAAAAACAUAUGGAAAAAAAGUGAGAUAAACAUUUUGUAUUACGCAAAAGCAAUAUAAAUUUACAAUAUACUAUGCAUAAUAUUUUUAGAAAAAUAGGUCAAGUAUAGUGAUAUUAUAAAAUAAAUAAAUUCAUUUGGUGGGAUUGUAUUUCCAUAAAUAUUGCAGUUACAUAUAAGCAAAUUUUAUGUAUAGUUAAAAUAAUGGUAAAAGUGAGGUAUAAAUAAUGUUUAUUGCAUAAUUAAAUGCUUGUAAAUAUGUAGCUACUUUUUACAUUAAAGAUUGAAAUAUUAUCAAUGUA